Molecule: messenger RNA, 249 nt
Organism: Lathyrus sativus (Indian pea)
Lineage: Eukaryota; Viridiplantae; Streptophyta; Magnoliopsida; Fabales; Fabaceae
Source: the annotation of a GenBank genome assembly
AUGUUGAAAAGUCAAAGAGUGCAAAAGCAAAUUCUUUCCCUGGUUAAUAAUGAUGGAACCGUUCUUACAUCUCAAAGGGGUAUAGAAGAGAAAAUUCUCAACUUCUUUGGUAACUUGGUAGGCAAGGCUUCUCCUAGGCUUAAAGGAAUUGAUAUAAUGGUUUUGAGAAGAGGUAACCAGUUGUCUUUGGAGGAAAUGGAAAGUAUGAUUGUUCCCAUUAGUAAUAUGGACAUUGACAAGGCCCUUUAA